AUGGCCGACAACAGCUUCGACGUGAUCAUCAUUGGUGCCGGGAUUAGUGGCAUCAAUGCCGCCUAUCGCUUGCAAGAAGGGAUCCCAGACUACUCUUACGCCAUCCUUGAGGCCCGCCCGGAGAUGGGAGGCACCUGGAGCUUCUUCAAAUAUCCCGGCAUCAGAUCAGAUUCCGAUCUGCAUACGUUUGGGUUUGCCUGGGAUCCAUGGAAAGAGGACCGUUCCAUUGCCGACGCCGCCUCUAUCCUCAAAUAUCUGAAGGCCACCGCUGAGCGGCACGGCAUCGACAAGCAUGUCAAGUAUCGCCAUCAGGUAGAAUCCAUGGACUGGUCGACGGAGAAACAACACUGGCAACUAGUCGUCACGGUGGACGGUACCGACAAGCGAACAUUUUAUGCGCGACAGAUUCUCAUGGGGACGGGCUAUUACGAUUACGGUCGUGGUCUCAACACCAACAUCCCCGGUAUCGACAAUUUCAAGGGAACUGUCGUCCAUCCUCAAUUCUGGCCCGAGGAUCUUGACUACACCGACAAAAAGGUGGUCAUCAUCGGCAGUGGUGCAACCGCCGUCACCCUCCUCCCCAGCAUGACAGAAAAAGCCAAAUCCGUCACUAUGCUUCAACGGUCCCCCAGCUAUUUUCUCCCGGUCCCCCUCGUCGUACCCGUUGAUCAAUUCAUCAAAAAGAUCUUUCCUGAGAGUUGGGCCUACCAAAUUGUCCGAAUCCGAUUCCUCGUGGUUUCAUUUCUCUUCAUUCAAUUUUGUCGACUGUUCCCCAAGCAAGGGAUCAAGGUGCUCCGUGCUGCGACCGAGAAGGAACUGCCCAGCAAUAUCCCCUUCGAGCCGCAUUUUGUACCUCGAUAUCUGCCAUGGCAACAGAGAAUGUGCAUCACUCCCGGAGGGGAUUUUUUCGCUGCUCUGCGCACCGGCAAGGCCGACGUUGUGACCGACACGAUCGAGACCAUUACACCUACAGGGAUCCAACUCAAGUCUGGGUCUAGUCUCGACGCAGACAUCAUCAUUACCGCCACCGGUCUGAAAGUUCGAUUCGGAGGUGGCGCCAAAAUCCUGGUCGAUGGUGAACCGUACCAAAUCCAUCAAAAAUACGUCUGGCGCGGCGCCUUACUUCAAGACCUUCCCAACUUCGCCUUUGUCUUUGGAUACACCGAUGCCAGCUGGACCCUGGGUGCCGACGCGGCGGCUCAACUGUGGGUGCGGCUGCUCAAAACCGCCCGGGCCAAUAAUAUGACCAGCAUGGUCCCGCGUGUUGGCGAGAAGGAAGUCAUCACGGAAAAGCCGCUGCUCAAUCUCAACAGUACCUACAUCAGAGCCGCUGAGCAGGAGAAGCUCCUCCCCAAGGCCGGCGCCCAAGGUCCCUGGUUGUUUAGAAGUAGUUAUUGGAAAGAGAUCUGGCAUGCCAAGUUCGGCGACAUCCAGACCGGACUGCAGUUCUACAGGGUUUCGAGUUGA
Capronia epimyces CBS 606.96 is the source of this 1467-nucleotide messenger RNA. RefSeq lists its product as uncharacterized. Lineage: Eukaryota; Fungi; Ascomycota; Eurotiomycetes; Chaetothyriales; Herpotrichiellaceae. The transcript is spliced from 2 exons. The coding region runs from base 1 to 1467 and encodes 488 amino acids. The record is from RefSeq and is a predicted model, not a curated record.